Molecule: messenger RNA, 3002 nt
Organism: Procambarus clarkii (red swamp crayfish)
Lineage: Eukaryota; Metazoa; Arthropoda; Malacostraca; Decapoda; Cambaridae
Source: RefSeq, a predicted model, not a curated record
CAGCAACCAGUGUCGCUGGACGUGUGGUGGAAAGCGGUGCUAUCUGGUGGCGGCUCCCCCACACACCCGUGGCGCCAGCCUCCUUUCCUCCCCCCAAUACCCAAUCCCCCCAAUACCAGCUAUACCCGUAAGACCGGCGGCCAAUUCGAGUAUGGUGUUGCCCGGGGUCAAGAGGCCAGGAAGGAGGCAGGUCGACUCGGAGAUGAAACGUUCAUAACAUUAAACGUUUGGCUGAUCCCAUCCCGCCCCCCCCCCAUCAACCACCCCCUCUCUCUCCCUCGUGCUCCUUCCUGCUCAAGACUUCAGAGGUAACCUCACCAUGGCAGCCGGGCGGAGGCACAUAUCGGAGGCUAGGUAACGAAGCUAUUGAUGCACACGAAGCACAAGACACAAGUUAAUUUGAUAACAAACUGAAGGUGAAGGAGAAAUAGUGUUUCUUGGUAUUCGUCAAGUAGAGAGUGUGCCAGAUACUGUUCGCUGGUUGGAGUCACCCCAGUCAACAUUUAACAGACCCGCCAUUGUUUGCUGGACCCACACACACACACGGUCCCUCAUUCCCAUCUUCUGCGCCGGUAGAAGGAAGUUGCUGAAAGUUGGGGAAAGCUUUCUGGAUUGUGGUGUGUGUGUGUGUGGGCGUGGAGGCUCCCGAACAGUUAGAAGACCGGCUUUAUAAAAGAGGAAUAAUCUCCAACUGCACGGCCAGAAAUGGGACUCGCGAGUUUUCGCCGCUUUGAUGACACCACUAGUGAAGCAGAAUGCCACUUUUGAAGUCUACUUUUAAUGUGUUCCUGAAGUGGCAUAAUGUACUCCCAGUGUGCUGAUGACGAGCUCAGAAGGUUCCACAGUGGCUCUUGCUGCAGAAUGAGUGUCUCGGUGUGCCGUCCAAGGUUCCUGAAGCUAAUCUUCUUGUUGGUAGUUCUACUGAUGAUGGCACAAUUUUCCCUCAACAUCCUUUUCUACCGCAAUUAUGAUUCUCUCUUUUAUGUUAAUGGAACUUCUGCUGAGGAACUUCCAUCAUUUGAGUCUAGGGUAAGGUGGGUAAGUUCAAAGUUAACGUGGAUUCAUCCAGUCUCGGAGAAGCAAGGUACGGCAGACCAGUCGCAUUAUCCUGACGUAACCCCUAUCGGUGGAUUUGUGGGGGUUGGACUUAAUGAAACAAACAUUAAUCUGGGUGUAGAUAAAGAUACAGAACAGAUAAAAGGCAGUGGAGUAACUGCCCAAAACGGUAUCAUGCCCUCGAGUGAAGCGGUGCAAAAAAGUGUGCAUAAUUUACUUUUUCCCUCGCAGUUAUUGUUACUUUCAAAAACUGAAAAGGGGGAACAUGCCAAGCCUUCCCCAGCAAACAAUAAUGUGACUGUAAAUGCAGGAAGUGAGACACGGGUAUUGAUGGCAGAGUCCAUAAUAAAUAACAGUGAUAAAAAUAAAGAUGCCUUGCAGUUGAAAAUAUCUAGUGUUGUUAAUGGUACAAAGGCAUUAACACUAAAUAACACUGGUAGUGGUGCAGAAAAUAAGGUGGUUCUUCUAAGUAAAGAAAAACCAUUGUGUCCUCCUGUGCCUCCUAAACUUAUGGGUGCAGUAAAGAUUCAACGUACAGCACCAACCCUUGAAGAGCAGGAGCGCAGCCACCCAGAGCUGGAGCCUGGGGGUCGAUUCAGACCACCAGAGUGUCGAGCUCGUCACCGGGUUGCCAUCAUCAUCCCAUACAGAGACAGAGUUCAACAUCUGGCUGUAUUUCUUCAUCAUAUGCACCCCAUUCUUCAGCGUCAACAGAUUGACUAUGCUAUCUAUUUAGUUGAACAGUCAGGUAGUGGGAAAUUUAACAGAGCAAUGUUAAUGAAUGUGGGAGCCUUGGAGGCACUUAAGCAGUAUCAGUAUGACUGCUUCAUUUUUCAUGAUGUUGAUCUGCUUCCGGAGGAUGAUCGUAAUCUCUACACGUGCCCUGAGCAACCUCGUCACAUGUCCAUUGCCAUCGAUACGAUGAGCUACAGGUUGCCUUACAAUGAUAUAUUUGGUGGAGUAAGUGCCAUGACUGUAGACCAGUUUCGGUUAGUUAAUGGUUUCAGCAACAAAUUUUGGGGCUGGGGAGGAGAAGAUGACGACAUGUCCAACAGGAUAAAAUAUCAUGGCCUUUUUAUAUCGCGUUAUCCUGCGAAUAUUGGACGUUACACUAUGUUAUCUCACAAGAAGGAUGUGCCUAAUCCAAGAAGAUACCAGUACUUAUAUGAGGGGAAGAAGAGAUUUAAAACUGAUGGACUUACUAGUGCCAAAUAUGGAGCCUUGGAUGUUCAACUGCGGCGCCUGUACACUUGGGUGUAUGUAGAUAUCCAUCCUUCAUGAUGAAGCCUGUUCCUGCAUGUGAGUGCAGUCAGAUACACACAUUAAUGGAAGUGCAUUCUAAUCAUGUAUGUGAGAGUUGUGCGUGUGAAAGUGCAGUUAUGUGAUGACUGCAGCAAAUGCAAGACUUGAAUCAUUUAUUUAAAGGUGUGUAUGUUAUGAACAUUUGUCAUCCAUUAGUAUCAUUCUAGUUCAUCUGUUUUUAAUUAUGUCAACAGAAUAUCAGUGAAUCAAAUUGAAAGUUAUUUUUUCAUAACUUGAUCACUAAUUUGUAUAUUUUCAUUAACAUAAUGUAUAUGAAAUAGUUUAGUUAAAUAUAAAGAUUUAAAUGGUUUACACUGGACCGCUUUCCUAAAAUGUACACUAAAUUAUCAAAAACAUAGAAGCUAUAUAAUUUUUAUUAUGAAAACUGAAGGUAAAUUUAGUCUCAUUGUAGAUAUUGUUGCAUGUUUAAUGGGUCGUACACCAAGAGUAUUCUGAAUUAUAAGCCUUCCAAAUAUGUAUUUCCCAUUUGUUUGGAGAAAUUUUUAUUUUUUUAUAAGAAGAGUUAAAAAGUUAGUGUAUAAAUUUUUAAUGCUAUAUCUUGCUCAUUUGAUGAUUAAUGAGACAAAAAGAUAAAAUAGAUAACUUUUUAUUUUAGUUUUUGUACAAUAAAAUGUUAUAUCUGU